UCUUGACACGUAGUGCGGCGGGACUGCGGGUUCAGAGGGUUACACGUAGAGAGAACAGCAGAGAAGAGAAUCUCUCUUUCUUUAUUAAGUGAUGAUUAUUCAAGACCAGCGUGGCACCGUCAGAUCAAAGAGGGACACAUGGCGUGGUACGAGUUUCAAGAUGAAAAGAAAUCGAAGGCCCCCUUCUCUUUUUCCUCAUUUUUUCCAAGGGACCCAUGGGUCUACCACGUGGUCACAAUCUAGCCGUUCCUUACUUUUCUUUUUAAUCUCCCUCUCUUUUUUCCUUCUCUCACGUGGUGACAAUCUAGCCGUUCCUUAUUUUUCUUUUUAAUCUCACUCUCUUUCUUCCUUCUCUCAUCACUCCCUUCCCUCUCUCGCUCAUCUCUCGCUGUUUAAUCUUUAUCAGUCUAUCUUCCUUCCCCUCUAUCCAUGGAAGCUUCAGAGAAUGAGCGACUCGAGCAAUCCGAAUCGUUUCUUCCUGAUUCUGACCUGGUUUCAUCUAGCUCUGGAUUCUCUUCUACGAUUAGUGUCGAUGAUUCUCGCAUCAGUAGUACCUCCGAUGACAUCUCCACUACGAGCGGUAGCUCCGGCGAAAUACCGGCGGCUGAGAUGCCGAGGAUUCUUGAGCCAGGUACCUCAGUAUCGUUGAGGACGAGAUGCGUGGGGAGUAAUAACGGUGUAAACUGGGGAUUCAAUUCAGUUAUCGGUAGACGGAAAGAGAUGGAGGACGCCGUGGCCAUUUUACCGGGAUUCAUGUCCCGCACAUGCGACCACGUGGGAGGUUGUACGGCCCCCGGAUUGAGCAACUCGGCGGACCCCUCGCCCGUUCAUUUCUUCGGCGUCUACGACGGGCACGGCGGCUCUCAGGUGGCAAAUUUUUGUGCGGAACGAAUGCACAAAGUGAUAGCAGAAGAAUGGGAUCGGGAAACAGUCAAUGGCUUUGAAUGGAAAAGAAAAUGGGAAGCCACACUCUCGAGCGCUUUUGAGAGGACUGACAAUGAGGUCACUACCGGGGAAGUAGCACCUGACAUGGUUGGAUCAACCGCAGUGGUUGUGGUCUUAUCUAGUUGCCAGAUUAUUACAUCCAAUUGUGGGGAUUCAAGGGCGAUUCUAUGCAGGGGGACUCAAACAAUCCCCUUAACUGUUGAUCAAAAGCCUGAUAGACACGACGAACUCAUGAGAAUUGAAGGAGAGGGAGGGAGGGUUAUAAAUUGGAAUGGUGCUAGGGUGUUGGGAGUUCUUGCCAUGUCAAGAGCUAUAGGUGAUCGAUAUUUGAGACCAUGGAUAAUUCCAGUGCCUGAGGUGACGUUUACGACCAGGAGUGAUGAAGACGAGUGUUUGAUUUUGGCAAGCGACGGGCUGUGGGAUGUUAUGACAAAUGAAGAGGUUGGGGAGGUGGCUCGCCGCUUGUUGAGGCGGCUUCGCAGAUCCAGCGUAAGUAAUGAGAUACCUCCAGCACAAUCUGUGGCAGAAAGUCUGACAGAAAUAGCAUAUAGCAAAAACAGUGAUGAUAAUAUUUCUAUUAUUGUUGUUGAUCUGAAAUCAAAGAGACGCCGCCUGCCAAGGCGAUGAGAAGGCGGCGGGCAUCAUUUUUUUUUGCCCUCCACUUCACACAUUUGGAUUAUAAGAACCUUCACCCAUCCUUCUUCUGUUUUAGGAAAGAACAGCCCCAUCGUGUCUCUUCACUAGAUAGUUUCAUUGAUCAUAAUUGUGCAGAGCAUACUGUUGGGUAACUGCUGUUGUGUAACUACCAGAACUGGUUUGUUACAUUACACCAGAGAUCAGUCCUUAAUUUAAGUACUGCAAAAAUAGCAAAAUGUUUGUACUUUCAUCUUUUUUUCAGGGAUACAAGGAGGUGCACUGCAGUUGGAAUUUGAAGUUUAUACCUGGUCUGUCAUUUUAAAAAGUUUGUUAACACUUCUAUUUGUUAAAUACCGUUGAGAAAUAUACUUUUUAUUGGAAUCAAA
This is a messenger RNA of Tripterygium wilfordii, 1967 nucleotides long. RefSeq names its product probable protein phosphatase 2C 6. Gene Ontology annotation, molecular function: protein serine/threonine phosphatase activity; cation binding. NCBI's taxonomy places the organism in Eukaryota, Viridiplantae, Streptophyta, Magnoliopsida, Celastrales, Celastraceae. The transcript is spliced from 4 exons. The record is from RefSeq and is a predicted model, not a curated record. Gene Ontology annotation, biological process: protein dephosphorylation. The coding region runs from base 430 to 1572 and encodes 380 amino acids.